This is a messenger RNA of Capra hircus (goat), 4433 nucleotides long. It is a transcript of the gene DYM, whose product is annotated as dymeclin. The coding region runs from base 295 to 2304 and encodes 669 amino acids. The transcript is spliced from 17 exons. Gene Ontology annotation, cellular component: Golgi apparatus. Gene Ontology annotation, biological process: Golgi organization. NCBI's taxonomy places the organism in Eukaryota, Metazoa, Chordata, Mammalia, Artiodactyla, Bovidae. The record is from RefSeq and is a predicted model, not a curated record.
GGCCUCCAGCGGCGUUCUCCGCUUGCUUCUCUCUUCAGUCCCCGCCUCCGGGCCUCCGCCUUGACGCUGCCCGGGCCGGAGCCGAGCCGAGGAGCCGGAGCCGUGGAGACGUGGGAAACAUGGAGGCUUGAGGCGGCGUGCGCCACCCCAGCUGCGGCGGUGACCGAGGCUCGCCGUGUCCCCGCUGUUACCCAACCGUCUGUCCGUGCGCUGAAAGCGGAUCUCCCCGCCGGCUGAGGCAGGUUGUUUUGUGGAAAUGAAGGAUUAAGGACAAGUAAUCCACCAGAUUAAAAGAUGGGAUCAAACAGUAGCAGAAUUGGUGAUCUUCCUAAAAAUGAGUACUUGAAAAAGUUAUCAGGCACAGAAUCUGUCUCUGAGAAUGAUCCAUUCUGGAAUCAGCUUCUAUCAUUUUCUUUCCCUGCACCAACAAGCAGUACUGAGUUGAAGCUCCUAGAGGAGGCAACCAUUUCAGUCUGCAGGUCUUUAGUUGAAAAUAAUCCUCGAACAGGAAACCUUGGUGCACUAAUUAAGGUCUUCCUUUCUAGAACCAAAGAACUAAAACUUUCAGCAGAAUGUCAGAACCACAUCUUCAUCUGGCAGACACACAAUGCUUUGUUUAUUAUUUGCUGUUUGCUGAAAGUGUUCAUUUGUGAGAUGUCAGAGGAAGAGUUACAACUUCAUUUUACUUAUGAAGAAAAAUCUCCUGGCAGUUACAGUUCUGACUCAGAAGAUCUUUUGGAAGAAUUGCUCUGCUGUUUGAUGCAGUUAAUCACUGAUAUUCCACUCUUAGAUAUUACUUAUGAAAUAUCAGUAGAAGCUGUGUCAACAAUGGUGGUUUUCCUUUCUUGCCAACUCUUCCACAAGGAAGUUUUGCGACAGAGCAUCAGUCACAAGUAUUUGAUGCGAGGUCGAUGUCUUCCAUAUACCAGCAAACUUGUGAAAACCUUAUUGUAUAACUUCAUCAGACAGGAAAAGCCGCCUCCUCCAGGAACGCAUGUGUUGCCUCAGCAGUCGGAUGGGGGAGGACUGCUCUAUGGACUGGCAUCAGGAGUAGCAACUGGACUCUGGACUGUCUUCACUCUGGGUGGCGUGGGCAGCAAAGUGGCCGCUGCCUCAGAACUUUCUUCCCCUCUGGCCAACCAGAGUCUUCUGCUUCUGCUGGUGCUGGCCAACCUGACAGAUGCUGCAGAUGCGCCAAACCCCUACAGACAGGCCAUCAUGUCUUUUAAGAACACACAAGAUAGCAGUCCUUUCCCCUCAUCAAUUCCACAUGCUUUCCAGAUUAACUUCAACAGUUUGUACAUGGCCCUAUGUGAACAGCAGACAUCCGACCAAGCUACUCUUCUUUUGUAUACAUUGCUCCAUCAGAACAGCAAUAUUAGAACAUACAUGUUGGCUCGCACAGAUAUGGAAAAUCUUGUUUUACCAAUUCUCGAGAUUCUGUAUCAUGUGGAAGAAAGAAAUUCACACCAUGUGUAUAUGGCUCUUAUAAUAUUGUUGAUCCUUACAGAAGAUGAUGGCUUCAAUAGAUCCAUUCAUGAAGUGAUGUUAAAAAAUAUUACUUGGUAUUCAGAGCGGGUUUUAACUGAAAUUUCACUGGGAAGUCUCCUGAUACUGGUUGUAAUAAGAACCAUUCAGUACAACAUGACAAGGACAAGAGACAAGUACCUUCACACAAACUGUCUGGCGGCUCUAGCGAAUAUGUCUGCGCAGUUUCGUUCCCUCCAUCAGUAUGCUGCCCAGAGGAUCGUCAGCUUGUUUUCCUUGCUGUCAAAAAAACACAACAAAGUUCUGGAACAAGCCACACAGUCCUUGAGAGGUUCACUGAGUUCCAAUGAUGUUCCUCUACCAGAUUAUGCACAAGACCUAAAUGUCAUUGAAGAAGUGAUUCGAAUGAUGUUAGAGAUUAUCAACUCCUGCCUGACAAAUUCUCUUCAUCACAAUCCAAACUUGGUAUAUGCACUUCUUUACAAACGAGAUCUUUUUGAACAAUUUCGAACUCAUCCUUCAUUUCAGGAUAUCAUGCAAAAUAUUGAUUUGGUGAUCACCUUCUUUAGCUCAAGGUUGCUACAAGCUGGAGCUGAGCUGUCAGUGGAACGAGUCCUGGAAAUCAUCAAGCAAGGGGUUGUCGCACUGCCCAAGGACAGGCUGAAGAAAUUUCCAGAACUGAAAUUCAAAUAUGUGGAAGAGGAGCAGCCCGAAGAGUUUUUUAUCCCCUACGUCUGGUCCCUGGUGUACAACUCAGCAGUAGGCCUCUACUGGAACCCACAGGACAUCCAGCUGUUCACAAUGGAUUCCGACUGAGAGCGGCCCCGUUCCCCGCCCCCCACCCCACCCAGCCUCUGACCCCCUCCAGCCGCAGCCCUUCUACUUAUGUUCUUUCUGGGGAACGGAGGUAGACAGAUUCCCUGGUGUGUCUUCUAUUAAAGAGGAUCACACAGGCGUGUUUCCCUUGCACACAUGGGUUUGGAGAAUUGGUGCCAGUUGGCAAUAGAUCACUCAGCUUAGAUUCUAGUGCAAAAAGUGGGAGGGGGGUACACAACCAUAAUAAAUGUAAAAACCAGCUAUUUCACAUGCAAUCUUAUUUCUAAACCAAAAAUCUAGAGCUUUUCCAGGAAACCUGAUGCCUUAGGCAUAUAACACUUUAUCAGUGCAUACUUCUUUUUUUCUUUUCUUUUUUGCAUGCUCAGGAUUUUUGUUUUGAGAGUGUGUGUCUGUGGUGUGUUUGUGUUUCAGCAUUGAGAAAUAUCAAUCUGAAAAGAUGACAGGAAUUAAUAAGGAAACAAAGCCGUGUAUGUGUCUAGUGGCCUUUCAGAGGACCCGUGAUGGAAGCCUGGGCAGUUGAAUACAAGCCUUAGAUCCUCCACAUCUUUCCCUCAAAGAAAGAAAUGGCUCCUCCUCAUGAAGCCCAGAUUAGCUUUUCUUUGGAUUUCGCCUCUGAGCUAUAGCUGAAUUAAAUUGGAGUCUAGCACAAAUUAAGUUAAUCUUCUCUGUAUUAAUCAUUAGGAAAAGAAAAGCUUCAUUUUGAAAGCAGUCUUUUUUUCUUCAACCAGACCAGUAGGAGAAAAAGGAGACCAAUUUGAUUAAUACGGUGUUCCACACGAGAUGAAAGACAUGUUUUCUUGUCCGUCUCUGACUUUGUUUAAACUCUUCUGGGGCCUGUGUGAGCCACAGUUGGCUCCCUGAGCUCCUCUGAGGGACGCGGCCACCGGGGUUGCCCCGGGCAGAGCAAUGGUCACUGAGGACAGAAGGGAUGGGCCUUUAGAGCCACGCUCUGGGCCCACGGCCACCCCUUUGGGCCUAGUUUCAGUCUCAAAGACACAAAAGUUAUGUGCUUUUCUGCAAGGGAAGCACCUGUUUCAACCUGCUGUUGCCUAAUCUAUAUCACAAGCAGCUUCUCUCCUAUCCCCAGGCUGGCGACCAGAGUCACUUCGAUCCAUCGCCAGCGAUUCUCACACGGAGCCCUGGGAAGGUUAAACACGUGACACGCCAGCGCGCCUUUGUGUGGCUCCCCCCUUGAGAAGCCCGGCUGCCCGUCCUCUCGGCAGUGUCUGAGGCCGGCCGGUUUCAUCUUCGGCAGGACGGGGCUGAGACCAGAGCUCCCUGAGGCUGGCUGGCUUAGGCAGGGCCUGCGCUGGGUGGACGUGUGGCCUGGCCACUGCCUCCUCAGCCUCUGGCCUCUGAGAGUCUCUGCCAGUGGCUGGGACCCUGGGGUUUCCCUGGAGGUCACGGACAGGGCCUCAGACCAGCAGGUGAGGCCUGUGAAGGGCUUCUGCUUAGUCUGGCCUGUGGGGGAGGCAGUGUGAAGGUGGAAGGCGGAGUCCCCCAGUCAGAAAGGGGAAAAUCCUGGAUGCCCAUUUCAGGCCACAGUUUUUUAUAUUUCCUCUAUGGAAGCGUGAUACAUAGCUUUAAUUUGUUUCCUGAGCGUUCUGAUCUGCUUCCUUUCCUUUAAACCAAAACGCAACUAUUUUAAAGGGUCACGUGGCACAGAGGAGCCCCUGGUAGGACCCCAGCACUGUCCUCAGAGGCUGAGGAGCGUGCAGUGGCGUGGGACAGUCCCUGGGCUGCAGGCCUGUCAAUUCUGCCGAUAGGAGGACUGGAGUCCCCAGCACUCGGCCACAGGGCAAACCCAAGAGAGCCUUGACAGGGGAGCCGUGCAGCCUCUUCCCCAGGCACCCCAGCUCACGGGGCGCCCCCACAGCCCCAUUCUCCAACAGUGUCCUCCCCUGCCCCCCGCUCUUAAUCAACCACACGGUAGAGGUCCUCACCGGCCUAAAAGUUCAGCUGGGGCUGCAGCCCCAGAGGCAGCGUGCAAGCACACGCUCCAGACACCACUGCAUCACAGCCUCGGCUCUGCAAACCCUCCAGAGGCUUUUCUUUAUUUUUGUGAAAGAUUUAUUACGUGACAAUAAAUUUAAAAUAAUAAACUUGAA